AUGGCGGUAAAUCACGGUUCAAAGAAAUGUCCUGAUAAUCUUCCUCAUUCAAUUUUUCGCAUUCUUUUUUCUAACCGAGUAAAAGUUGAUUUUUGUCGUUGUUAUUUUUUAUUAAAACUCCCAUCGAAAUUUAAUGAUAGUAAAUAUCAUUCGUUAAAUGAUUAUAAUCCAAAAAAUCCUAUAAAACCACAUCGAUUUUAUCAUCUUUUAUCAUAUAAGAAACCUGUUAAUUAUUUAAAUUCCUCAAAAAAUUUAUUGUUCAAUAAACGGUUUCAUGUUCGUACCGGAUAUAAUAUAUCAAAAGAAGAUUAUCAAAUUUUAAUAGGAAAAAAUUUAAUUAUAAAAGCUAAACCAAUUGAAAAAGAAAAGAAAGAGGAUUAUAAUAGUUUAUUUCUUUUAUUUUCAGCUGCAGAAGUUCUUGGAUUGUUUGAACGGGAUUUUAAAAAUAAAAAAAUUUAUAUUAAAAGUGAUAAUUUUCGUGGUGAAAUAAAUUAUAAUAAUAUUAAAAAACUUCAAGAAUUAGUUAAUAUUCAGACAAUCAGAGAAGGACCAUAUAUUGAGGAAUUAAUUAAGAACUCUUGGCAAUUGGAUAAAAGUUUUAAUCCUC
Molecule: messenger RNA, 607 nt
Organism: Funneliformis caledonium
Lineage: Eukaryota; Fungi; Glomeromycota; Glomeromycetes; Glomerales; Glomeraceae
Source: the annotation of a GenBank genome assembly